This is a messenger RNA of Chironomus riparius, 4921 nucleotides long. The record is from the annotation of a GenBank genome assembly. NCBI's taxonomy places the organism in Eukaryota, Metazoa, Arthropoda, Insecta, Diptera, Chironomidae.
GAAAUAACUUAUAAUACUUAAGGUAAAGGAAGCGCAUCAAGUUUUGCGCUAAAACAGCUUAAUUCGUUAAAAAAUUUCUGUCAAACUAUUUGUUCGGCGUCUUUUUCUGAUUGACAAAAAAAUGAGCGAUAUUCGGUCGUUUAUGCAAAACAUGCAAAAUGGAAGCAAUGGCGCUGCUGCUGGCUCAUCACAGUCAGCACCCGGCAAAGGAUCUAAACAAGCUAUCGAGAAGAUGUAUCAGAAAAAGUCUCAGUUAGAGCACAUUCUAUUGCGUCCAGAUACUUAUAUUGGUUCUGUAGAGCGAGUAACUGAGAAUAUGUGGGUUACUGAGAAAGUUGUGACUGAGGAUAAAACAUCUUACGAAAUGGUUCAACGAGAAGUUUCAUAUGUUCCUGGUCUGUACAAAAUCUUUGAUGAAAUCCUUGUCAAUGCAGCCGAUAAUAAGCAGAGAGAUCCAAAAAUGACAACCAUCAAGAUUGACAUCAAUCAGGAAGAAAAUAAGGUCGAGAUUUACAAUAAUGGUCUGGGAAUUCCAGUAGUUAUGCAUAAAGAGGAAAAGAUGUAUGUACCGACUAUGAUUUUUGGACAUCUUUUGACAUCCUCAAACUAUAAUGAUGAGGAAGAAAAAGUCACUGGUGGUCGUAACGGUUAUGGUGCAAAAUUGUGUAACAUAUUCAGUACAAAGUUCGUUGUUGAGACAGCAUCGAAAGAAUACAAAAAGAGGUUUAAACAAGUAUGGAUGGAAAAUAUGGGAAAGACCUCUGAGCCAAUGAUUGAUACAUUAUCGAAAGAAGAAUAUACAAAAAUUACAUUCUGGCCUGAUUUAAAAAAGUUUAAGAUGGAUAAAUUAGAAGAUGAUAUUGUAGCAUUGAUGCAACGUCGUGCAUUUGAUAUUGCUGCAUCUACGAGAGGCGUUGCUGUCUACCUUAAUGGUCAGAAAUUGGGUGUAAAAAACUUUAAAGAUUAUAUUGAUAUGUACAUUAAGAGAAAAGACGACGAAUCUGGAAAUCCGCUAAAAAUCAAUUAUGAGAACUGUAAUGAACGUUGGGAAGUUGCUAUAACAUUGUCAGAUCGUGGAUUCCAACAAGUAUCAUUCGUUAAUUCCAUUGCAACGACAAAAGGUGGUCGACACGUUGAUUAUGUUUCUGACAUGAUUGUUAAGCAAGUCAUGGAAACGAUUAAGAAAAAAAAUAAGGGUGGAGUUAAUAUCAAACCAUUCCAAGUAAAGAAUCACAUGUGGGUCUUUAUUAACUGCUUAAUCGUCAAUCCAACGUUCGACUCUCAAACUAAAGAAAACAUGACACUUCAAGCUAAAAGUUUUGGAUCAAAAUGCACACUUAGUGACAAGUUUAUUACGUCUAUCAUGAAGUCAGGAAUUGUCGAAAGCGUUCUAACAUGGGCUAAAUUUAAGGCACAAACAGAAUUGGCUAAAACGAGCGGUGCAAAGAAGUCCAAAUUGAGAGGAAUUCCAAAACUAGAAGAUGCAAACGAUGCUGGAACUAAAAACUCGGUUAAUUGUACACUCAUUUUGACUGAGGGAGAUUCGGCUAAAACAUUAGCUGUCAGUGGAUUGGGUGUUGUUGGACGUGAUCUUUAUGGAGUCUUUCCACUUCGUGGUAAGCUGCUAAAUGUCCGUGAUGCUACACACAAACAGAUUCUCGAAAAUGCUGAAAUCAAUAAUUUGAUUAAAAUUCUCGGUUUACAAUACAAGAAAAAAUAUAGUUCACAAGAUGAUGUAAAGACACUUCGCUAUGGCAAAUUGAUGAUUAUGACUGAUCAAGAUCAGGAUGGUUCACAUAUUAAAGGCUUGCUAAUUAACUUUAUUCAUACAAAUUGGCCAGAAUUGCUUCGUCUCAAGUUCAUGGAAGAGUUCAUUACACCAAUUGUUAAAGCCACAAAAAAGAAUCAGGAAUUGUCGUUCUUCUCAAUUCCAGAAUUUGAGGAAUGGAAGCGCGAUACACCAAAUAAUCAUACGUUCAAUGUAAAGUACUACAAAGGUUUGGGAACAUCAACGUCCAAGGAAGCCAAAGAAUACUUCCAAAAUAUGGAUCGUCAUCGAAUUCUAUUUCAGUUUAAGGAUGAAAAUGACGAUGAGGCUAUUCGUAUGGCAUUUUCAAAGUCCUGCGUUCAACAGCGUAAAGAUUGGCUUACAAAACAUAUGGAAGAGUGUAAACAUCGUAAACUUGUUGGACUUCCAGAACGUUAUUUGUACACAAAGACCACAAAAGAUAUUUCUUACUCCGAUUUUGUCAAUCUUGAAUUAAUUCUCUUCUCAAAUACUGAUAAUAUUCGUUCAAUUCCAUGCGUUGUUGAUGGUUUCAAGCCAGGUCAACGUAAAAUCAUAUUUACAUGCUUAAAACGUAACGAUAAGAAGGAAGUUAAGGUCGCACAAUUGGCUGGUUCUGUUGCUGAAAUGAGUGCAUAUCAUCACGGUGAAGUUUCACUUUGCGGUACAAUUAUUAAUUUGGCUCAAAACUAUGUUGGAAGUAAUAACAUUAAUUUGCUUCAACCUAACGGUCAGUUUGGUACACGUUUAUCAGGCGGAAAAGAUUCUGCAAGUCCUCGUUACAUCUUCACAAUGCUUUCACCCUUAGCACGUCUUAUUUUCCAUCCACAUGAUGAUCCAUUGUUGAACUUUUUGGAUGAAGACAAUCAACGAAUUGAGCCUGAAUUUUAUAUGCCAAUUAUUCCUAUGAUUCUCGUUAAUGGCGCCGAAGGUAUUGGAACUGGAUGGUCAACAAAGAUUCCAUGUCAUAAUCCGCGUGAAAUCAUUAAUAAUUUGAGAAACAUGAUGAAAGGAGAGGAACCAAAACCAAUGAUUCCAUGGUAUAAAAACUUUAGGGGUGAUAUUCUUACAGCUGGUGAUGGUCGUUUUGUAACAGUUGGUCGAUGCUCAACAUUAGAUGGAAAUAAAUUGGAAAUUAGUGAAUUACCAAUUGGAACAUGGACACAAAAUUACAAGGAAUCAAUUCUUGAGCCAUUGCUUCAUGGUGGCGAUAAGGUUAAAGCAAUCAUUAGUGACUACAAAGAAUACAAUACAGACACAACUGUUCGUUAUGUAAUUUCAUUCUUGCCUGGCGAAUUUGAUAAGCUUUUGUCAGAACCUGGUGGUUUCCAUAGAGCUUUUAAGCUGACAUCAUCUGUUGCCAUCACAUCGAUGCAUUCAUUUGAUCAUAAUAAUUGCUUACGUCGUUUUGAAAACAGCUCAGUUAUCCUGAAAGAGUUUUAUGCUCUUCGUUUGGAUUACUAUGAGAAACGUAAGAGAUAUUUGGAAGGAAUGUUGCAGGCUGAAGCUGAUAAGCUGUCAAAUCAAGCUCGUUUCAUUAUGAUGAAAUGUUCACGUGAAUUGGUCAUUGAAAAUAAAAAGCGUAAAUUAAUGAUUGAGGAAAUGAUUAAACUUAAUUUCAAACCUGAUCCAGUUAAAGAAUGGAAACGAUCAAUUAAGGCUGAUGAUGCUGAGGAUAUGGGAGACGACGAGGAGGAACAGCCACAAGAAGAGGUCGAUGAAAAACCCGGAAAAUCAAGCAAGUCAAAGCCUGUUGAUCAAGAAAAAGCAUUCCAAAAGUUGAGUGAUGUUAAGAAAUUUGAUUAUUUGUUGGGUAUGUCCAUGUGGAUGUUGACUGAUGAACGAAAGGAAGAAUUGAUCAAGCAGCAAAAGAAUAAGAUUAAUGAGCUCAAUGUAUUGAAGAAAAAGUCACCAAAAGAUUUGUGGGCUGAAGAUUUAGAUGCUUUACAUAAGAAAUUAGAUGAAGUCGAAACAAAGGAACGUGACGAAGAAGAAAAAAUGCUCAAAUCAAUGAGCAAAUCAAAGGCAGCAGCUAAACAGCCAGGUACCAAGCAACGAGCUAUUAAAUCAUACACAAAACCUGAUGAUACAAGACCAAGCAUGCACGGUGAUUCCGUUCGAUUUGAAUUAACUGCUGAAAUGCUCAAGAAAUAUGAAAAGGCUACAGCUGUUUCUAAGGGGAUUAAGAAAGAAAAAACUGUCAAGUCUGAGCCUGGUGAAGAAUUGGAUGAAUUUGAUGCUCUCGUAGCUGGCGAAGGUGAUGGAUCAAUUAAGAAAGAAAAAGUUGAAAAAGUCAAGAAACCACGCGCUAAGAAAGAUCCUGGUGAAGUUAAGCCUAAAAAAGAAAAGAAGGAAAAAGGCGAUGGCAUGAAACAGACCAAAUUGGACUUUAAAAAGAAAGCUAAAAAGAAGUCUGGCAGCGAUGAUAGUGAUAUUGAGGCUCUCGGAAGUGGAAGUGAGGAUGAAUUUGAUGCAUUGGUUAAGGAUACAGCACCAGCACGUGAAAAAACAGCUAGACGUGCAGCUACAAAGAAAAUCGACUACUCGUUCUUAAAGGAUUCAGACGAAGAAAAAUCCAACGACUCCGAGCCUGAAAUGUUUGAUAAUGUAUUAGAAAAGAGCAUUCCAGCACAAGAUUUAAUUGAAGGAUCAGAUUUUGACGAUAAAUCAGAAGAAGAAGAAGAAGAUUCCCCAAUAAAAAAACCACCUGCAAAGCGUAAGCUUGGUCCAAAACCAGCACCAAAGCGAAAAAUCGAAAGCUCCGGAAGUGAAGCGUCUCCAGUGAAAAAGAAGCCAACAAAAAAGCAAAAAAAGAAGAACUUCGAUAGCGAUGAAAGUGAUAACGUCGUGAUUGACGAUUCCGACUCAGAUUUCGAAGGUUAAAGUGAGAUUUAAGGAUAAAACGAUAUAUAUUUAUCUCUCUUAUUUUAAUAUAUUGCUACUUAUCUAACAUAAAUUUUCAGAUAGAAACUGUUUUUCAUGUCUGCAUUCUAUAGAUAUAAUUAAUAAGAUUUCGCACAUUCAUUAAUUGAGUAAUGUUACAUGUUAAGAAUCCAGAAACAUUUUUUUUUGGUAGAACCUCUGAAGAAAAUACAAUAGUUUGUAGUAUUUUAUUAUUAAUGAUACAUUGUGAAG